ACACACACACAGGCACACGAACACACGUAUACGCACACAUGCGGACACUCACUCUCGCGCUUAAAUGAAAAAGUAGCCUACCCACCGCAUUUGCGCUUGCGUCAUUUCCUUUGCCAAGACGGUGUUUGCGCGAGCGAGUUAGAAAUGUCGAUCGUCAUAGGAACCUCCUCGCCGGUGACCUCGGAGCUGGUCGCGAGACGCCGAGUCCUCCGGGAGACGCGCAGGUGAAUCCAUCCGCUCCGUCUCCUCUCCACGUCACCCCUCGUUACCGUCCCGGAUCUAAAGACAGACAGGUUUCUGGACACCGUUUGACCGUUUUUUUUGUGGUCAGGAGAAAAGGUAUGUUGAGUAUGUUUGUGCCUGUUUGUUCCUGGAUGAGCUGAAACUUUCUCAGAUGAACUAAACACACCGAUCACCUUGGAUCAAUAUUUAUCACCGAGUUUACCUGAACAAUAUUCACACGUGUUUUUCCUUGUUUUUAUUACAUUCAAAAGGGAUUCCCAGCUUGAAAAACAUCAUUUCUUUGGGGCACUGUUUAAUUAUUAUUUCCUCAUUGAAUAAUGAAUCACCGCGGGGAUAACAACGGCAGGACGCGCUACCCGAGCCGGACCCCUGCUCCUCUGUCUCUGUCCUGCCAACGUGACGAGGGCGCAGUGAGUCUCGCGGUGCUGUAGGAUGAGCGCAGAACUGGAGCGCGUUUCACUCAACACGUCGGUGACCUCGAGCGGCUCGGGCGACCGCAAGCUGUCGGCCAACGUCCGCCGGCUCCACCGCGCGCUCAACCUGCUGCUCAGCGACCCCGAGAGGGAGCGGUUCAUCCACUGUCUCAACGUGUACCACGCCAAGCGCAACGUGUGCGACCUGGUGCACACCCUGCGCGUGAUCCUCGACACGGACACCAAGCGUCAACUGCUGCCCAUGUUGCGCCUGGUCAUCCCGCGCUCCGACCAGCUGCUCUUCGACCAGUACACCUCGGAGGGCUUGUACCUGAAAACCGACCUGGGUCUGUUUCAGAGCAACAGUCCAACCAACAACAUUGAAGCGCUUUUGGAAAGCGCUGGUCGUGGUGACAACGCGGGACUCCUCGAACAUCCUGACGCGCAGUGUGGCGGCUCCGGAUGUCCCGAUGGCUUCAGCACCGCGGUUGACGGAACAGCUCCCGGCGCGUCUCCAGAGACGGCGCCCGGGACAGCGACCGGUACCGCUCCAGGGGGCCAGACCCUCGGCAGCAGCUUUUUCCUGGACUCGCCGUUCGGGGAGAUCCGUCAGGUAUCCCUGAGACGGAGCAAGAGCCACGAGGGUCUGGGGUUCAGCAUCCGCGGCGGGUCGGAGCACGGAGUGGGGAUUUACGUGUCUCUCGUUGAGCCGGGCUCGUCCGCCGAGCGCGAGGGGCUGAGAAUCGGCGACCAGAUAGUGGCCGUCAACGACGUGGUGUUCGACCGAGUCACUCACAUAGAUGCUGUCAAGGUGCUGAAAGGGAGCAAGACGCUGGCCAUGUCCGUGUGCUCGGUGGGUCGUGUCCCCGGGGGCUACAUCACCAACCACAUCUACAGCUGGGUGGACCCCCAGGGUCGCUGCGUGUCUCCCCCUCCGCCCCCCGACCAGCCGGACCCCAGCCCGGGGCCCGACGGCACCAGGCCCCCCCGCAGCGCGGAGGAGAGGACGGUGACCUUGAACAUGGAUGAUGGCCGCUCCCUGGGCCUGAUGAUCCGUGGCGGGGCGGAGUACGGCCUGGGGAUCUUCAUCACGGGGGUGGACCCGGGCUCUGCUGCGGACGCCGGGGAACUGAAGGUGGGCGAUCAGAUCCUUGAGGUGAACGGGCGGGGCUUCGUGGCCAUCUCCCACGACGAGGCGGUCCACAUCCUGAAGACGUGCGUCCGUCUGCGCGUCCGGGUGCGCGCCGUCGGACGCCUGCCGCACGCGCGUACCGCCGUCGACCACACCCGCUGGAUCAGCAACCCCGCCGCCGCCGAGGGCCCCGACGCCGUCGCCAUGACAACUGCUGCCGCUAUGACAGUAGCCAACAGCGGCGGACGGAGCCCCGACGUCAUCGCCGGCGCGGGCGGUUCCGGCCCCGCCCCGUUGGUCCGACCCACCUCGGCCCAGAGCACCGCAGCACUAGCGAAGCCCUCAGCGUGUAGGGCUCUGGGGCCCCCGGGUCCCCAGGUGAGUCUGGAGCAGCAGGCCUACCUCCUCCUGACGGACCUGGAGAGACAGACCAUGGCCUACUACCUCCAGGAGUACCACAAUGGACACAUAGGGGUGGAGCCGCUCACCAUGGCCCUGUUUGAGCUCUUCAACACUCACGCAAAGUUGUCCAUGAUGUCGGAGGUGCGGUCGCUGGUGGCUCCCCAGGAUCUGGAGGUCUACGACGGGCAUGUAUUGCGCCGCGAGCGGGAGGCUCACAGGGCCUGGCAUGGAGGCCUUGGGUCUUUCCACCCACAGGCCCACUAUGGCCUUGCGACCAACGACGGACAUGUCCACUUCUCCAAGAGCGAUUGCUCUGAGGAGGGUAAGAUGGAGCACAGUGAGGCAGCGUGUUUGAUGGCCCUGCAGGAUGUGGUGCUGGAAGAGGUGCGGCCCUCGUCUGCCUCUCCUCCAUGCCAGCACCAGUCUUCAGUGGGCCACGCCCCCCAGGAGCGGGGCCACGCCCCCAAAGAGCGGGGCCACGCCCCCCAGGAGCGAGGCCUCACCAGACGACCCUCUACCCGUCCGGCCCGGCCGGGCUCCGCCUCCAGCAUGCUAUUCAAGGGCCCCACGCGACUCCUCCAGGACUGCCUCCAACGGUCCCUUAAGGCCCUUCCCUCCCACACCCCAGCCCCAGCCCCCGCCCCGGCCCCCACCCCCGCCCCCCAGCAGUCUCCGUCGGCAACGGUGGGCGAGCCGUCCCGCUGCGUCUGCCCCGGUCCUGGCCCGACCCGGCUCCAACCGGACCCCGCUCCCCAGGGCUCCCUCCCGGCCCACACCCGGCACAGCAACCCCCAGCUCCACCUCGCCUCAGAGCUGGACCAGCACCAGCUUCAGCACCUCUACCUCUACCACCACCACCACCACCCCCACGCCCACCACCACUUCCCCUACCCCUCGGCCCCGUACCAGGCGGGGCCCGACGCGGGGGUCCACACCUGCCCGGGGUUCCUGUACCGCCGGGACCCCUCCGGCUCCCCCGGCACGGAGGCCAUGGCGCCCGCUACACAGAGGUCCGCGUCCUACGAGCCGUUGUCCAACUCCUCCUCCUCCUGCGUCCUCCAGACCAGGUCCGCGUCCUCGUCCAAAACGGUGUCUCCGAUGCCGUCCCCCCGGCCCUCGCCCCACCUCUCCCCCUGCCCGUCCCCUUGCCCCUCGGUGGUCAUGGCCACCCCGCCCCCUUGCAGCCCGGACCGGUCCUGCUCCCCGGCCCUCCUGCAGAGGGGGUCUGCCACCGCCGUCGACGCCAACCUGCUGUCAGCUGAGUGCCGGCCCCAGCAGAGAGGCGCCACGCUGUCUCAGCUGUGGGACAGCGGGCAGACGCUGAGCGAGGACAGCGGCGUGGACAUCGCCGAGGCCGGGGGGGUUAGUAAGGACGGGAGCCCCCGACCCUGUAAGAGCCAGCCGGGACCAGCGCCAGGGGAGAGGCACCAGGGGAACCAGGGACCCCCGACCAACGGCCCCAACUCCCUGCACGCCCCCACACAGAGUGGGUCGGUGGUCUCUCUGCUGGCCCCCUCCACCCUAGUUCGCGUGAUGAAGAACACCAGCACCCUCGGAAUUGCCAUUGAGGGCGGAGCCAACACACGGCAACCGUUGCCACGCAUCGUCACCAUACAGAAGGGAGGCUCCGCCCACAGUGGCGGCCAGCUGCGGGUGGGUCACGUGAUCCUGGAGGUGAACGGCGUGUCGAUGCGUGGCCGCGAGCACCGGGACGCGGCGCGGGUCAUCGCCGAGGCCUUCAAGAACAAAGACUCAGACCACCUCGACUUCCUGGUGGCAGACCCCGACGUCUAGCCGCUCACGCUCAUUAAAGAAAAGAAAAAAAACUAAAACUAAAAAUAUUACAAACUUGAUACAAUACCAACAUUCUAGGGGUUAAAGGGUAAAGGAAAGUUUAG
This is a messenger RNA of Gadus morhua (Atlantic cod), 4088 nucleotides long. RefSeq names its product whirlin b (gene whrnb). Gene Ontology annotation, molecular function: protein binding. Gene Ontology annotation, cellular component: photoreceptor inner segment; plasma membrane; stereocilium tip. NCBI's taxonomy places the organism in Eukaryota, Metazoa, Chordata, Actinopteri, Gadiformes, Gadidae. The transcript is spliced from 12 exons. Gene Ontology annotation, biological process: auditory receptor cell stereocilium organization; sensory perception of sound. The coding region runs from base 676 to 3984 and encodes 1102 amino acids. The record is from RefSeq and is a predicted model, not a curated record.